This is a messenger RNA of Tachysurus fulvidraco (yellow catfish), 3510 nucleotides long. RefSeq names its product calcitonin receptor-like b (gene calcrlb). Gene Ontology annotation, biological process: angiogenesis; adenylate cyclase-activating G protein-coupled receptor signaling pathway; cell surface receptor signaling pathway. Gene Ontology annotation, cellular component: plasma membrane. NCBI's taxonomy places the organism in Eukaryota, Metazoa, Chordata, Actinopteri, Siluriformes, Bagridae. The record is from RefSeq and is a predicted model, not a curated record. The coding region runs from base 320 to 1732 and encodes 470 amino acids. Gene Ontology annotation, molecular function: adrenomedullin receptor activity; calcitonin gene-related peptide receptor activity; calcitonin receptor activity. The transcript is spliced from 13 exons.
GUGUGUGUGUGUGUGUGUGUGUGUGUGUGUGUGUGUGUGUGCGCGCGCGUGUGUAUGCGCUCGCGAGCGUGUGUGUGUGUUAAACAGCGCUCUGCUUCAGCUGCUGACUUCCUUAUUCCAGUAAAACUUUUUAGUCGCGUUCGGGUUUUUCUCCUGUGCGGUGUGUCGGAUGUCUGGAAUCGGAAUUUCUUCCUUUCUUCUCUUCAUUAUUCGGUGAUCUGCUGAUCGUUAUUCCUGCCGUUACAGGGAGCGCGUGCGUCUGGAUCACGGCGUAGGAUGUUAACACCAUAGAUGUUAUAAAGAACCCUCGUGCUAAUCCAUGAGCAGAACCAUGUUUGGAUAUUGGAUAACCUCGAUCUUGUUCCUGUCCACGUUAUGUGAGCUGUUCGCAGCAGCACGCUCGUCAGUGAACGACACACAGCAGAAAUCCAGGAACGAAACCCACGAUAUCGACGACUCUCGCAACAAGAUCAUGAUGGCGCAGUUUGAGUGUUACCAAAAAAUCACCAAGGACAACAAUCGAGAUCGAAAUGCUGGGCCGAUGUGUAACCGCACAUGGGACGGCUGGCUGUGUUGGGACGACGUGGAGGCUGGAAACACAGCAACACAACACUGUCCGGAUUACUACAAGGACUUCGACACUUCUGAGCUGGCUACGAAAAUCUGCACCGAAUCUGGCAAGUGGUUUGUCCACCCCGACAGCAACCGAACCUGGACCAAUUUCACAACCUGUAAGCAAUUCACCGUCGAGCGUCAGCAGACGGCGAUUAACCUCUACUACCUGGUCCUGAUCGGUCACGGACUGUCGCUGAUCUCUUUGCUGGCUUCUUUAGGGAUAUUCUUCCACUUUAAGAGUUUAAGUUGCCAGAGGAUUACGCUUCAUAAAAACCUUUUCUUCUCCUUCGUACUGAAUUCAGUCAUAACAAUUAUCUCCUUCACGGCUGUUGUGAACAACCGCGAGGCCAAUCCUGUGAGCUGUAAGGUGUGCACGUUUAUCCACCUGUACAUUCUGGGCUGUAUGUACUUUUGGAUGCUGUGUGAGGGAAUCUAUCUCCACACACUCAUCGUGGUGGCUGUGUUUGCCGAGAAGCAGCGCCUCAUCUGGUAUUAUCUGCUGGGUUGGGGAUUUCCUCUUAUCCCCGCUGUAAUACACGCUGUAGCCAGGAGCUAUUACUACAACGACUUUUGUUGGAUCAGUUCAAAUACGUCUCUGCUUUAUAUUAUCCACGGACCCGUCUGUGCCGCCUUACUGGUGAACCUGUUCUUCCUCCUGAACAUUGUUCGGGUGUUAAUCACCAAGCUGAAAGUGACCCACCAGGCAGAGACCAGCCUCUACAUGAAGGCAGUGAGAGGCACGCUGAUCCUCGUCCCUCUCCUGGGCAUCCAGAUCGUCCUGCUGGAAUACAAACCCGAGGGCCACCGGACCAACGAGAUCUACGCGUACAUGAUGGCCAUCCUGAUCCAUUACCAGGGUCUGCUGGUGGCUACAAUCUUCUGCUUCUUCAACGGAGAGGUCCAGGGUGUGUUAAAGCGUCACUGGAAUCAGUACCGUAUUCAGUUCGGCAGCACGUUCGCCAACACGGAGGCGCUGCGCUCGACGUCCUACACCACCUCCUCCAUGACCGAGGUGCACCGUUGCUACAGCAUCGACAGCCACAUGGACACGCUGAACGGCAAGAGCUUCCACAGCCUGGAGACCACCAUCCUCCGCUCAGAUAACAUCUACAUGUGAGGAGUGCUGUACACGUUCUACACACUCCCAGACAACAAACAGAGACAACCGUGAGCCUCCAGCCUCCAUUCGAGCGGCUAUCAAAAGUACUUCGGCACUGAAAGCGCCUUUUGCUGUGAAUUCCAGAUAACAUCUUCGGUGAUUUCCUAACGAGAGCGGGAUUCUUAGUGUGAGCUGAGGACCGACACAGAACACAGAUGGAGGCUAGAACCCACAUGAAUAAUGAACACGAACGCUGAUGAAAGCGCCGCCCGUUGGCCGCGCUCGCAAUCUUAAACAGGACGGCAUGUGGGAUUAGCAACACACGAGAGACUUUACAAGAAAUCUGGAUUACAUUCCCUCUGGCUCAGAAAGGACGUUCUGUGAGAUUUGGGAUAACAAAAAGGAAAGACAGGAAAAAAAAUAUUCUAUACUGGGUGUAUUGAUUGUGAAACUCCAUCUGGUCUUUGUUGUGUUUCUGCACUUGAUGGGUUGAAAGGUUUCUGGAAAAGGGGACUUCAUUAUUAAAAAACGGACACAGACCACAGUAAGGAGAAGCGCAAAGCCUAUAAGCCUUUAUUUAUGGAAAAGCAGUUAUGUCUUUAACUCUUUACGCUAACAGCUUGGGGAAUUCAAACUCCUCGUGUGCUUAGAGAUGUCUUAAACAUGGAUAAUACCGAUUAUAUCUAUACAUAAAUUUAAUACAGCACCAAAUGGUUAGCACGUUCGUCUCACACCUCCAGGGUCGGCGUUCGAUUCCCACCUCCGCCUUGUGUGUGUGGAGUUUGCAUGUUCUCCCCGUGCCUCGGGGGUUUCCUCCGGGUACUCCGGUUUCCUCCCCCGGUCCAAAGACAUACAUGGUAGGUUGAUCGGCAUCUCUGGAAAAUUGUCCGUAGUGUGUGUGUGUGUGAUUGAAUGAGAGUGUGUGUGUGCCCUGUGAUGGGUUGGCACUCCGUCCAGGGUGUAUCCUGCCUCGAUGCCCGAUGACGCCUGAGACGUCCAGAUAAGCGGUAGAAAAUGAAUGAAUGAAUGAAUAUAUAUGACUGAUUUUGUGCUGUAUUAAGUUUAUUUAAAUCAGUUUACUGCUUAGCAAAGCUCUUACUCGAAAAGGAAAAGUCUAUUUCUUGUUUUUUUUUCCUUCACUUUCACAAUCAGCAUAGAUACGUUUACGUAUCGAUUUUCAGAUCGACUAAUAAAUAGAUGAGCACAGGAGGCCUUAUUCAGCAUGUCUUUAUGUCUGGAACAUAUAGGUGCUUGUCGUAUUAUUGCGUAUUACUUAUUUUUAGGGCAUUUCAACUUCAUAUGCUGGAAAACCUCAAACAAACUGCUCACACUGUACAACAACGUACAACAAAGCAUGUAAAUAGACUUCUGUAAACAGCGUGUCGAGAGAGACGGAUGUCAGUGCGAGUGUGUAUUUAUAAACACAUAACCAUCAGCGCUUACAGUCAGUUACGAGCCGUAUCGACAUCUCCUCUGUGUAAUCUAUCGAUUGGUAUCUGUUAGCAAAAAAAUGCUUCGUACCUUUUAAAUUGUUCGUCUUUAUCACUUGGCACGCGGUCUGGGUUUACAGAGGCGGGGCGUGACGAGCGUGGCGCCGCGCCGAGGAAACGCCGUGUCAGUGCCGCAGUUUUUCCUUAUAAGUUAUUUGUAUUCUGAGGAUUAUACUUUGUAGGUUGUAAUCAUAUUGCGGAGUUUACUUCUUCGGUAUUUUAUUUGUAUUGUAUUGCUUUCACACCAUAGUGUACUUGUGCUUAAGAAUACAAAUGCAACCAUAUAAAGUUGUUUAUCGACCAGCA